AGAAACUUCCUAUCUUGAAUAGGCAUAACUGCAUAGCAACAUUAUACAUAGCGUCAUGUGCAAGGCACCUAAAGGGUAGACACCUUGACCCAUACAUCUCUGCAAAGGACUCUGCUCUGUUAAUAGACGGCGCCAUGACUAGAGAUCAGAGCGGACCAUCGAUGCUGCGUCUGCAGCUCAGCCAGACGCUUGACGUCUCAAGCAUUGUGCCGGCAGCGACAAGCUCCCUUAUCCGGGGACUGUAUCCAAAAUGCAUCUGCUUCCAUCCAACAAAGGCGCUUAUGGCAGUGGGCGUGUCGGGUUACGUUGCAGUGUACGACGUGCAGUUGGGCACCCGCCUCGGCCGCGUGGAGCUCAAGUCCAUCCCUGUUGAGAUGGGGUUCGCGCCGGAUGGCUCGGUGCUGGUGGUGAUGGUGCAGGACUGGAUCCUCUACUCCAUCAGCACUGCCAGUUGGAAGGCGCGGGUGGUGGUGCCGCGGCGCUCCAAGAUGGACAAGCCGCUGGAGGGGUGCCUGCUGGCGGUGGCGCCGGGUCACAACCCCUUCAUCUACUUUUGCCGCUACGCCAAGGACACGCUGCGGCUGGCCACACUGCCCACCCGCGCCGGUGGAGGAGCGGCGGACGGCGGGGCGGCUGCAGCAGGCCAUGGCGGCCCCAGCAGCAGCAGCAGUGGCAGCGGGUGGGGUCAGCGUCUGAAGCUGGACGUGCAGAAGGCGGUGCUGGGGC
Messenger RNA from Astrephomene gubernaculifera, 726 nucleotides. The record is from the annotation of a GenBank genome assembly. Lineage: Eukaryota; Viridiplantae; Chlorophyta; Chlorophyceae; Chlamydomonadales; Astrephomenaceae.